UAUUAUCUGUGGUGACUAGUGGUGAGGAAAAUUGCACACUGUCUGUCUGCCGCGCGUGCUUGUCGCGUUUUGGAAUCAAUUUUGAUAGUUCUAAAUUUCAGAUGACCUGUGACAAAAAUAGUGUAGUGAAAAUGAUACUACUAAUUCGGUAAAACAUAGCCGUAACCCCACAUUUGACCCUAAUCAGUGAAUUAUUUCGUGUUAAGUGUCAGUAUUGAGAGUGUAUUAUGAACUUUGAGGACUAUGAAUCCCUUCCGACCCAGAAUUCCAUCGUCCACAUGACGGCCGGCGCGAUCGCGGGCGUGAUGGAGCACUGCAUCAUGUACCCGCUGGACUCCGUCAAGACGCGCAUGCAGUCGCUGCGGUCGGCGCACAACAGCACCAUCUCGGAGACCUUCCGCUACAUGGUGAAGCGCGAGGGACUGCUCAGGCCGGUGCGCGGCAUGGGCGCGGUGGUGGCGGGCGCGGGCCCGGCGCACGCGUGCUUCUUCGCCACCUACGAGCACAGCAAGUACACGCUCGGCCAGCUCACGAGGCACAGGCACGACCACCUCACACACGGUCUGUCGGGCUGCCUCGCGUCGCUGGUGCACGACGCCGUCUCCAACCCCGCUGAAGUGGUGAAGCAGCGGCUGCAGAUGCUGAACUCGCCGUACCGCGGCGUGUGGGAGUGCGCGCGCCACGUGUACCGCGCGGAGGGCGCGCGCGCCUUCUACCGCUCGUACUCGACGCAGGUGGCCAUGAACGUGCCGUUCCAGGCCGUGCACUUCGUGACGUACGAGUGGGUGACGGCGCGCGUCAACCCGGCGCGGACGUACGACCCGCGGGCGCACGCGCUGGCCGGCGCCGCGGCCGGCGCGCUGGCCGCCGCCGCCACCACGCCGCUCGACGUGUGCAAGACCGUGCUCAACACGCAGGAGGGCCGCGCCGACGGGCUGGUCGGCGCCGCGGCCGCCGUGCUGCGCGGCGUCGGCCCGCGGGGCUUCCUGCGCGGCCUGCGCGCCCGCGUGCUGUACCAGAUGCCGGCCGCCGCCAUCUGCUGGCUCACCUACGAGACGCUCAAGCACGCGCUGCACACGGUGGAGGCGCGCGACGAGUCCAGCGGCAGCGGCGGCGCGGGGUCGGCGGCGGGCGGCGCGGGGUCGGCGGCGGGCGGCGUGGCGCCUCCGCUGGCCGCCGCCGUGGCGCCGCCGCUGGCCGCCGCCGCGCUGCGCCUGGCCGCCGACACCUCGCUCACGCGCACGUAGGCCGCCCCCACCACCCCGCACCGGCUCUGAUUUCGAUUAUUUGUUGUUUUACGUUGCCGCUGCGAGAUAACGAAUUUGACGGGCUCCCGUGUCCCGGUUGGCAGUAUUUAUAAAAUACUUGGAGUCGAGCGAUUGUGAUCGAGUGAGAGCCGCGCGGCCGAGCCGUGCGAGCGAGACGGCGAGAGUGAGAGGAGCGAGUGUGGCGCUCGCGGGCCGCGAUAUAGCGCCAGUGGAACUGUCGCGCGCGAUAUGAUCGCCGCCGGCCCCCGCCUGUGAUACGAGUGCUGUUACUGUAGCGAGUGCUACGCCAUGUUCUGUUAUUGUCGCUUUUAUGUUCUCUGUUAAGUGUAAUUACCUUUUGGAAAAUUUUGUCCAAAACUAAAACAAAUAUACCUAAAUGGAAUCGACGAAAGUGUAUAAUAUGUUUCAGUUAUAAAGAGAUGUAAAAGUUAUAAAGUGACAAGCGAAGCGAUGUACUGUAUAUUUUCAUAUGGUAGUGUAAAUUGUUGUGCAGCAGUGUACAUAGGGAGCGGCGAGCGUCGCGGCUGCCGCUCGGCACCCGGCCUGGUGACGCGCGGCAGCCGCGUCGUCCGCCAGAGUUAUUAUUGUUUGUACAUUAUUUUACUAUUGUAUUUGUUAUAUUUAUGAGUCUUAUUGUAUAGAGCGAGCUGAAGCUCGAUUUAAAUUAGGAAUUUUAACGUUACGUAUCGUAUAAGGUGCGAUAGUGAACGACGCGUCGCAAUGCGGCGCGCUAAAGAAAUUGAAAAAUGUGCAAAUCGAAAAAUAGUAAUAAAACGGUUGGACAAUA
Messenger RNA from Pectinophora gossypiella (pink bollworm), 2055 nucleotides. RefSeq names its product mitoferrin (gene mfrn). Gene Ontology annotation, molecular function: ferrous iron transmembrane transporter activity. The coding region runs from base 228 to 1247 and encodes 339 amino acids. Gene Ontology annotation, biological process: iron import into the mitochondrion. The transcript is spliced from 7 exons. Lineage: Eukaryota; Metazoa; Arthropoda; Insecta; Lepidoptera; Gelechiidae. The record is from RefSeq and is a predicted model, not a curated record. Gene Ontology annotation, cellular component: mitochondrial membrane.